AGUUUUAGUCAACAAAUCUGAGCAUUAAAACUGACAUCAAAGUCAGAGUCGCAUGGCGUCAGAGUGACAUCACGUUAGAGUGGCAUGACGUCAGAGUGGCAUGACGUCAGAGUGGCAUGACGUCAGAGUGACAUGACGUCAGAGUGGCAUGACGUCAGAGUGGCAUGACGUCAGAGUGGCAUCACUGGCUACUAUGAUGAAAAAUUCAAGAAGUCUUUUACGUGCUAUGAAGUAAUGAAAUAAACGUUUUCGCAUUAUUCCAAAUGACAUUGUCUUUAACGAUGACUCCACUCGAUGAAGAUUCUACAACCAGUUCAUCUCUAACGACAAUGGCCGCACAGAGAGUAGUAUCACACCCGUAGCAAUGACCAGUGUUUAACAAGGCCACCAACUGAGGCUAUAGGUUACUAUACGCUAAUAACUAUGGCCAGUGAAACGCCAAGAAAAACGAACUGGACGUUCGUGGAAAAGUUCACAUCAUGCCGUUGGGCGUUGGCGUACAUGCUCUUCGUGCUGAGAAUGUUCCAGACCGCCCUCCGUCAGAGUAUAGGGAUGGCGCUCGUCUGCAUGGCCGAACGUCCAGGCCUUGAGCCUGGGGAUGGACCGGUUUACAACGCGUCGGUCGGCGAACCGAGUGACGUCAGUAGGGCCACCUCGGAUGUUUUAGUAGACCGGAACCAAACAAUGUUAAACAUUUCUAGCUUUUCAACUGUUGAUAAUUCACGUGAGUAAUUCGGUUCAGUCUGCUAACAACAACAAAAAAAAAAUGUUCGUAUGACGCAUCAGAAAGAAUUAUAUUGAAAAUAAUGCAAUCAUGACUGUCUAACAUGAAUAACAAUGUCACUCUAAAAAAUGAAAAGGUAAAAUCCUAUUUUGAAACUAAUUUCUUUGAACUUCCCAUAGGUGAGGUUUUGUUUGGGUUUUAAAUGCUAUUCAAAUGCUGGCGGGUUUUGUGCACACAAUGGCGCAGCGCGAACACUUGCCGCAAAGAUUAGUCUAAAGCAGGGGUUCUUAAACUUGUUGGCAGCGCGACACCUCUCUUGAUUUCAAAACAUAUUUCCCGCACGCCUUCGAUAAAAAUGCUGGGUCUCCCCGCACCCCUGGACGGCCUCCAGCACCCCCACCCCCACCCCCCCCAACCCCUAGGCGUUGUGGACACCCCAGUUUAAGAAACUCUUGUCUACAGGGUGUUUAAACAUGUCUUGUGAACUUGUUUUAAAGCGUAAAAAUGGACAUGGAGUAGUGCAGUGACAGUCAUCAUAUCAUGUGUCAAAAACAACUCAUCACUUUUUAUCUUAAUUAAUACAGAAAAUUGGUACGAAAAAUACAUGAUGGGCUCAAGGGAAAAACCAGUUAUGUCAGGUUUUGAAAGUUUUGAGAAAAUUGAAUUUAAAUUUUGAAAAUUCCUCUCAAAAGUAUGAAAAUAUCAAAAUGUCCACGUAUUCAUUUAUUGACUACGCUGCUUUUUCAGUUGGACCUAUGCAUCAUAUUAUUCUAUUAAAUGGAAUGUAGCCACAAGGGAGAUAGCAUAGAAAUUAAAAAAAAAAACUGACAUCACUGGUUUUUCCCUUGAACCCUUCACACAUAUAUAUACACACACUCGAAAUAACCAGCCGAACACUAGCGGUCCAAAAUGUGUGAAUUUCCCACCUACUCAAGUUACUUGACAAAACAUGCAUUCAGGUAACGCAUUUUAUAAGAAUCCAAAUUAUUAGCGCUAACUUCUGCGAAUUUUAUUUUGCGCGCCUUUUGAACACACCGUUACAGCCAUACAGACAGACACGCCUACCUAGAUAAUUAAUAUCUGUGAUAUAUUUAGGAACUUUUCUAGCUGAAACCAAGACAACAGCGUUUCAAUGGAUCCAGUUGACCUAGUUUUGUUUUCUCAUCAGAUCGACGAGAGUUUGUUUGGGACGCCACCUUUGAAGGUGUUGUCUUGUCAUCCUAUUACUACGGGUACAUGGUGACGCCUCUGAUCUCCAGCUACACGGAGAGGCUCGUGGGCGCCAAGUGGCUGGUCGCCUCCUGUUUAGGGGUCGGUGCCGUGGUCAACCUGUUCACCCCUGAGUUGACCAGAGCGAACAAAUAUCUGCUGGUGGCUUUGAGAGUUGUAGCAGGCACAACAAACGUAAGUCUGGUGGUGUAUAUUUAG
Molecule: messenger RNA, 2152 nt
Organism: Lymnaea stagnalis (great pond snail)
Lineage: Eukaryota; Metazoa; Mollusca; Gastropoda; Lymnaeidae
Source: the annotation of a GenBank genome assembly